AUGAUGUCAUCUUUUAUGGUAUCACCAUCAACACCAACAGGUUACAAUCGUCGUAUCGAACUUGCUGGUAUGGAUCUCUGGCUUCCAAACCGUAUCGAUAAUGUUUAUGUUUAUCCCGGUGAGAUAAAUAUCGAUCAACUCAGACAAGCAUUGAGUCAAACGCUCUCCCUUUGGCCGUUUGUUGCUGGUCGUAUUCUAUUGGAAAAUGAUGAAAAUUAUAUCAUUGAAAUGUGUGAUAAUGCAAUUCCAAUCACAGUUGUCGUUAAUCAUGAUCUAAAAGAAUGGCCUUUCAAUGAAAAUGUAAUUAUCGAAGCGGAUGAUCAACUAUUUCCAACAUUUCUUGACGAAGUUCCCAUUUCGAAAUUAUUACCAAAUUCAUUAAAUGAACCACUUGUUCGUUUGAAAUUAACUCAAAUUGUUCAGAGUAAUGAAUGGGUGUUAGGUAUCAGUUGGUACCAUGCAUUAGGUGAUGCGGAUGCAUGUUUACAUUUUUCACAUGCAUUGUCACAAAUGUAUCAACGAAUGGAGUCAACGUUACCAAAGCCUAUAUUUGAACGACGUUUAUGGAGAGAACACGAAGUUCAACCACCGAUUUUACCAAUACCAAAACAAUUUAUCGAUACAAAACCGAAAGAAGAAUAUGCAGAAAUUGGUCAUGAUUUUAACGCAAAUUAUGCACCACUGAAUCUGCAUUUUUCUGGCGAACAGCUUGCUCGAUUACAAACACUAGCCGGCGGAAACAACGUUAGUAGAAAUGAUGCAUUGACAGCAUAUAUUGCUUUAACAUUGAAUAGAAAUUGCUAUGCAAGUGACGACGAACGUCGGAUUUUACAUACGGUUACUGUGGUGAAUUGUCGUGGUAUUGAUGAUUCGAUUGCUCCACGAGGAGAAGUAUCCAAUGCUUUAUUUAUGCUAUUAUCUGAUGAUUUCGAUCAGCCAGAUUCAUUAUCAAAUAUUGCACAGACUAUACGUCGAUCACUUGUGAAACUUCGUUCUUUGAAAACACUUGGAAACGAAAUAGCAACGAUUGAUAGAAAAAUGAGAGAGAACACAAAGAUGGAUAGAACUCCUAAUCCGAAACGAAUUCCUCAUGAACUUGCUGUUAAUUCAAACUAUCGAUACGAUUGGGCAGGUUUAGUCAAUUUUGGUUACAAAGAUCAAUGUCGAUUUUAUACACCUGGGUCCAUUCCUUUGUAUCUACGCAUAUUUCGAUUGAAUCCAAAGAAGUUUGAAAACGCAUGGAUACCAAGGGAUCGACACGGAGCAGAAGUUUCAUUUCGACUAGAGAAAAAUUUUAUCGAACCUUUUCUCAACGCUUGGAAACGCGAUGUCAGUGAAAAUUUUCAAAAUAUAUCGAAAUAA
Messenger RNA from Adineta ricciae, 1362 nucleotides. NCBI's taxonomy places the organism in Eukaryota, Metazoa, Rotifera, Eurotatoria, Adinetida, Adinetidae. The record is from the annotation of a GenBank genome assembly.